Molecule: messenger RNA, 966 nt
Organism: Microsporum canis CBS 113480
Lineage: Eukaryota; Fungi; Ascomycota; Eurotiomycetes; Onygenales; Arthrodermataceae
Exons: 4
Coding region: 1-966 (321 amino acids)
Biological process (GO): mitotic DNA damage checkpoint signaling; protein phosphorylation
Cellular component (GO): nucleus
Molecular function (GO): ATP binding; protein serine/threonine kinase activity
Source: RefSeq, a predicted model, not a curated record
AUGUCUUCGACGCUUGUUGGUCGCUCUGGCCGAGAGUAUAUACAGGGCAAGACACUCAAACAACAUCCGAAACGACCAGACCUCAACGUCUACCUCGCACGCUCUGAGAAUCAAGAUUUUGUCCUAAAGCGCGUAUCUGACUCUAUGUUUGAACAGUCUCUGGAACUUAAACUUGAGUUUCCAGGGGCACACCAUCUUCGAAUGCAUGUUGAUGAUAAUGUGACCGAACGAGUUCUUGUCUAUAAAUACUUGAAUGAUGACUUACUUUCGUUGGUGAAACAUAAUCCAAGCAUGUCACUCCAGGCGAGAAAAUGGAUAUUGCAGGAGCUUGGGAAAUCUCUAGAAGAGCUUCAUGCGAAGAACUGGAUACACAUAGAUGUGAAGCCCGACAAUGUUAUGGUUGAUUAUAAUUGGGAUAAAGAUGGCCAACUUAGACCAGAAAGAGUCAUGCUCAGCGACUUUGAUUGCUCCUUGAAGCUAAAAGACAAAAAACUUCUGCGACUACCCAAGGGGAUAAAAUUAGGAAAUACUAUGUGGCGGAGUCCAGAAGCGCAGACGGGACAGGGUAUCGGUAAAGCAUCCGACGUGUUUUCCUACGGACUCGUAUGUCUCUUCGCAACAACUAGUGUUGAAACACUGCACCCCGACUUUGAACAGUUGAGGAGAGAUGGUAUUGAGCCGGAGCUUGAGGUUAUGGGCCGAUUGAUAUCAUACUUCGGACCAGUACCUGCAGAGCUGGUGGCACAUAUCCAAGAUGAUGACUGGGGUAAGGUCAUGAUGGUUAUAUCGGAUUCAACAAUGGAUGGAGGCCCUGUUGGGCCAGGACGCUUUACAGGGUGGAAGGAGAAAUACUACCCUAAUCUUGACUCCGAGGCGAAGCGCAUGCUACUCAGAAUUUUCAACCUUGACCCUGCUAAGCGGCCAACUAUAGAAGAGAUACUGGAGGAUCCCUGGUGGAAUACAUGA